AUGGCAUUCCUGUUUCGACGUCGAAAUGCGACCAGGAUUAUCACUGUCGCUUCCCUUGUGCUGCUCGCCAAGGUCAUCUUCACUUCGCCCCCUCCUGCGCAGACCCAAGAAAUACAGGAGCAGAACGUACUUGACUUGGUAUCCCGCUCCGACAAUGUUCUCGACGUCCGUAGACACAAGUUUCUUCAGACGCGCAUGGGAAGGGACGAGGGUCAGGACAUAUUCUCCGACAUUGUGAUGAAUGGUGUGGACGAUUAUUGGGAACGAUUUCAAAAGCCUUACAUAAUAGGCAAAGAAACCGCCCACAUGGAUGCUCAAGGUGUCAUGACGUCGAUUGAACAGCUAUUCUCGCUCAACGGCUGGGUCGCUGCCCUGUGUCCGACGCUUACUCGACCAUUCGAUCAGAACAAGCACGAAGACGCCUACGACGACAUCAUAUCCAAAAAUCACCUUUACUACGUUGCCAUUAUAAUUCAUUCCGCGGACCACUUCCUCGUAGACCAGCUCGCAGUUAUCGUGCAACUUGCUAAGCGAUUUGGUCCCUCAAACCUUUUCGUCUCCAUGCUUGAUUACGACUCCACGGACAGUACUGCGACAUUAACCGACUUGAGCGAGGCAGUCCUUACGCUCCUCGGCGUCCCAUUCAGGAUCAGAAGAGUCCCUGGUAUGACGGAGGACCCACUCAUGGCUUAUUAUCCACUAGAGGAGGCACACACCCGUAAUCUCGCCCUAGAGCCUCUGAAAGAGCUUUGGUUAAAGCGGAAAAUCAAGUUCCACAGGGUAAUAUGGCUCAAAGGUUUCACGUGUCCAAACGAUAUUCUCGAGACGCUCAAAGUGAGCGAGGUAAAUGAGGCGGCUAUGGUAUGCGGGAUGGACUGGGCAGAGCAUAACGGCUUCUUCAUUUUCUCGGAUCGCUGGCGAACGCGAGAUAUCAACGGCGACCAAUUUCGUCAGUCGAAGUCUUCUUCAAAGCCAGACGCUGUCCCUCCUCGAGAUGCCGCUGGCGCUCAGCGCUAUUCCCAACAUCUGCCCUUCCAGGUAUUCUGUUGCGAAUCUGGUACACACGUCGUCGAUCCCGCCCAAUCUUAUUACGAAGGCAUCUCGUAUCGCGCGGGAUCUGAUUUCCACAAUACGACCUCCAAAGAAAGCGCAAAGGAGCGAGACCCAGAUGCGCCAUGUCUAGACAGUAGUCAGGCCUGGUUUUGUAGGGAUUUAUGGGCAUCGAAGGCGAGGGCUGGUAUGAAGGACAUGAGCAGAGAUGAACCUGAUGGGAUAAGGGUCGGAAAACGUGCUGCUGAGGAUGUAGUGGAGGUUGACGAGGCGGCCGACGCCGGAAAGGAGGGCAUCGGCCAUAGGCAAGUUGCCGAGGAGGCGGAUGCAGAUGCAAACGCAGGAUCAGACUACGAUGCCAUGCCAGACUCCGACGUUCCUCUUGAGGACGCACUUCCACCGCCCAGGUUCAGCAUAGCCAAUUCCUUAUUUCCACCAGCGAGGAUUCUCGUCAAUCCGCGGUGCGUGACGACGUACGCCGGUGUCAGCCACACGCAACUUGCUCUCGACUUAUUUGGGGGGCCGGAGAGAGAAGCUAGGGUUAACGAAGGAGUGAGGAAGUAUCAAUUAGAGGAUUGGGAGGGUGCACCCGAAAGUUUUGUAUGCCAAGAACAAAGGCAAACUGGAGGGAGGAAAGCAACUAAAACCCAGAGACGUUUGGGGUUCUCAAUUCAUGAGGAACUUGAGAGAGAACCAUGA
This is a messenger RNA of Stereum hirsutum FP-91666 SS1, 1749 nucleotides long. RefSeq lists its product as uncharacterized. Lineage: Eukaryota; Fungi; Basidiomycota; Agaricomycetes; Russulales; Stereaceae. The record is from RefSeq and is a predicted model, not a curated record. Bases 1 to 1749 code for a protein of 582 amino acids. The transcript has 4 exons.